This is a messenger RNA of Phytophthora sojae, 3750 nucleotides long. RefSeq lists its product as hypothetical. The record is from RefSeq and is a predicted model, not a curated record. The transcript is spliced from 16 exons. Bases 1 to 3435 code for a protein of 1144 amino acids. Lineage: Eukaryota; Oomycota; Peronosporomycetes; Peronosporales; Peronosporaceae.
AUGAUGAACAUGAUGGAGGCCCCGGACUCGGACUCGGACGCGGAGUUCGCGGCCAAGGGCGCCAAGACGCCGCUCUGGUCGGGCGCAGCGUACUCCAGUGCCAUCAGCAAGUCCAUGCGAGCCAUGAUGACGAGCAGCAGGCUGCGAGGCGGGAGACACGCGGCGGCAGCGUCUGGAUCUGCUGCCAAAGAUGCAGGCGCAGAGCUAUUCGCUGAUGCUGUGGCCCGGAAGGAUAAGGAGAAGAUGCUGGACGCGCUGGCGAAAGACCCGAGCGUCUUGAGGCGAAGUGACGAGAAUGGACGAACGCCACUUCAUGUACUGUGCGGAAACACAUGCGUGACGGUGCAGGCGCUUGGUGUUUUUGCCGCUUCGCUUGCGGAGCUCACACUCGUGCAAGACACAAGUGGGGACUUGCCUCUCCAUCAUCUCUGUCGCAAUGCAACGUGCGACAUUGGCCUGAUCAAGAAGCUGGGGUCGGAUACUUCUGCUUAUGCGGCGAUCAAUGAUGAGGGCCAAACACCAACGCACUGCUUGGUAAUGACUGGCCCCAAACUGAAUAAGCCAGUGCUUCAUCACCUCCUCGAGAACUUUCCAACCACAGCACUGAUGCGAGAUUUGAACGGAGACUUGCCUCUUCACGUUUUGUGCCAGAACGAAAACCUUACCCGGGAAGCGCUCUGCAUGGUGCUCCACGCGCUCCCGGCAGGCAUAAAUACUCUUGAAAAGGUUUGCACGUCGUAUCGCCAUCGAUACGAGUUCUUGAGCGUGAACGGACAGUGCACGUGCUUUACACAAAGUUCCGAGGUGGUAUACGUGCAAACAAACGUCGCCAUGGAUUCCAAUACCGCAACAAAAGUUCUCGUCAACUUUUACACGCCAAAACCUAUUGUGGAUCAUGAACAAAGCAUGCUUCUUUGCCUGAAAACUGCGACACUGCAAAACGUGGGCCAGUUUGAAGAUCGGGGCCUCUGCCUGUUCAAUUUGAGCACCAGCCGGGAGCUAUACGACCAGCGUACGAUUGGCACUCAUGCCAUUCCGCUGAGCUCCUGUCCACCCGAGGCGGCAAGGACUUUUAUUGCUAAGGAAGAGUUUUUACCCACUCUGGCCUCUGAUAUGUGGCAGUUUGGGUGCCUCGUGUACCGCGUUGAGGAUGGCUCCGCCUUGCCGUCAUUCGUGACAAGCGAAGCCCCCUCGCAUGAUUUCGUCGGCAAAACUUUGCAGCAGAAGACGGAAGAUGCACUGGCCGACGGCACCGAACGGUCUCGGUCCGUCAAACACGCGCAAGAGCAGCUGGAGUUUAUGAAGAAGGAGCAGUCACUCUUGCGCCACACGCUUCUGUCAACAAAGUCGCAACUUCGGGACGUUGACCAGGCACGAGCCAACCUGCAACUGAAAAUGGCCGAGCUCCAGACUCAGAUGACGACCGAGGUUCAUCAUAGACAGGAGGCGCAACUGGAGGCUCAAUUGCUAGCGCGCAACCAUCAGGCCAUGACUCUCCAGCUGCACACGACAGUGCAAAUGCUGCUGAACCUCGUUCCACUCGCCCGCAAGGUCUACGGCGCCGCUGCGGACGAUUUCCUGUCGAGUGCACUAGCGCAGUCCACCGGAGUCGUUCCACUCAAUGCCAACCCAGCCGGCCCAGCCAGCCUACGACGCAAGAGCAGUCCCAUAAAGCUCCUGAAGACCCAGCUGCAGCACUCGGUGUUGGCCCACGGGUGCGUCCAGAAGUGGACCAACAGCACACCGCCCAGUGCAUUAGCGACGGCCAAUUCUGCCUCAGAAGACGCGCCCGACGACAAUGAAGAGAAGGCUCGAAGCCAGGCAGAAGAAUCGGGCGGGGCUGCUGCCGUGGGCGAGAAGGCCCGCUACCAGGAGAUCCUCGAGAUCACGCUCUGCUACGGCGUGCAGUGCCUCGCGCGCACGUUCUCGCUCAAGGGCAUCAGCUGCAACGAGCUGCGGACCAUCACGGGCUAUGACGCAGCCAAGACCCGGGACUUUUACGUGCGCCACGCGUCCCAGCCAAUUGGCAGAGAGGGGGCAGUGAUGCAGCGCUCAGCGGUGGGAGUGCGUGCCAAGCCGUCGCACUCGUGGAGAGACGGAGAAGUGGAGAUGCCAGACUUCCCGGAGCCGUCUGCAGGGGCUCAGAGCGGACCUCAUGCUGCUAUAGAGAAGGCUGCUGCCAGUUCAGGAGCUUCGAGUGGCGUGUUGUAUUCGUUGCCUCCGACAUUUGACGAAAUCGACUUCCACUCGAAGUUGCUCGGGAAACCGCUGGUGGAUUUGGCGUGGAAGGAGUUCACAAGCAGGGAGGGGUCGCAGAUCAAGACGAGGGAAGAGCUGGAGGAGAAGCUCCUUCGCAUGGACCAGAGAAAGUCGCCGACGACAAUCCCUGCGACUGAAUUGCCAGUAGCAACUUUUGCAGAGUUUCUAGGAGCGUACGUGGCAGAGUGUGUGCGUCAAACGCACAGCACGGCGCGGGCAAUCAGUGGCAUGAGUGUCGAGGAAGAUGGUGGACAGAAGGAGAGUGCUUACGGCCGACGAAGUGCGACGUCCAACUCGUUUAAUUCUCCAGUGACAGGCAGGCCUGCACGCAGCGUUUCAACCCCAGGUGCUGCAAUGGGGAAUACCAGGGUCUCGCAGCAUGUGGUUGCCGAAUCGGAGAGAAAGCAACGCCCUCUCCACUUUCAGCCAAAGCAGCGGCAGCCUCGACAGGUCCCCCGGUCGCUUCAGCAUGUGCAGUCCAGGGUUCAGCCCGACCUGGACGCUCGGCGACAGAAAAUUCUGCGAGUUAAGAAGACUCAGUCCCAGAGAAUGGCAGAAACCUUAGCGCGUGCUCGACUGGCUGAGUAUGAUGCGCGGCGAGAGUUGCAGGACGUGCGUGAUCGACGACUUGGCCCUAAGAAGAUGCCCAUCAGCGAUAUAACGAAAGGUGCUGCAGCAUUGGAGAUCGUGGAUGACUUCAUGAAGAGCCCACUUAUGGACAAGUUCGGUGGCGAUAAGCCACUUGCGUCGGCUUCCAAACAGCCGCCAAAGCGUCAAGAUCCACUGAAAGAGGAAUUGUAUGGCACGGCGGCACUGGAUAACUCUUUCCUUGGCUGCAAACCUGCACCGGAACCGCGACGACAAUCGAAGAACGCACCAAAGCAACCGAAACGCCACUACAACGGUUGGCUCGGCGAUUUCGGACCGAUCCAUACAAAAACUGUUCGACCUGAGUGGGAUGAGGACGACGCUGCAGAGCGUAGUCUCCCUGGUGGACAUCACGAGCCUGCUGAUGGUCGUGAGCAACAUGAAACCAUUCCUCGGGAACGCUUUGGACAAAAGAAGAACUACUACGACGAAGCCAGGGAUAAUAGCGACAACUUUGUUGACGACAUGAGCGAUGCGCUCAGCACCAACUCCGACCCUGUCUUUAGAUGGCUUAAAGAUGCCGUUUGAUUUUUCUAAAGUUUAACAACGCCAUUUACGUAAGAACUACCCGAAAUGCUACAGCAACGUUGAGAAGCGAGUAGAUGAAGUAAUAGAUCAUGAGAAGCUUGCCGUACCACACGGGGCAGCGAUAGUUGUGGUGCCGGAAAACCAGUAGCGACGAAAUGAGGGAUACGAAGAGGAAGCUCAGCGAAAUCCAAGCAUGCACAUCAAGUGCCAAGUCUUCACUGCGCCCGGAUACGCAUGCAUAGGCCAUGGGCAGUCCCAAACCAAGCAGAACGUUGAAGACUGGUCCACCAUAGCACCCGGCAAUAGCCAUUUGUG